Maylandia zebra (zebra mbuna) is the source of this 954-nucleotide messenger RNA. The record is from RefSeq and is a predicted model, not a curated record. NCBI's taxonomy places the organism in Eukaryota, Metazoa, Chordata, Actinopteri, Cichliformes, Cichlidae.
AUGAAGAUGUUCUUUGUGAACGUUUUCCUGAUCUGCUCUUUAUGUGCAGCACAGUUAAGUGACGUCUCUCAGCCUGAAUCUUUGAAAACAGUGAAGAUUGGUGACUCAGCUACUAUUAAAUGCUUCGUAAAGAGCGCAUCAACCAAAACCGUGUGGUACAAGGUGACUACAGGGAGGAAACUACAGCUGGUAGUUAAAGCUGAUUCUCAGUAUAAUGUGAGAGAGUUCAGUGAUGAAUUUGUUAACCGUUCUUCAGUUAAAUUUGACAUGACUAACAAUCAUCUGACCAUAAAUAAAACAUCAUGGGAAGAUGUUGGAACAUACUUCUGUGGAGUCUUACACAUAAGUGAGGUUCAGUUUGGGUCAGGAACAUUUCUGAUGUUGACAGGUGCAAAGACAAUCAGCGACUCUGUCGUCCAGCAGCCAGAAUCAAAGUCAGUGAGGUCCGGAGACUCUGUGACUCUCAGCUGUUCUCUUCACUCUGCUCAAUGCACAGCAGAACUCAUUAGUUUCAUGUGGCUGAAAAACUCGGAUCGUUCUGCUCCAGAGAUGAUUUAUUGCUCUGACAAUAAGAACAACAUCUCCCAGAGAACUGACAGAGGACGAACUACCUGCGUGUACAACUUUGUCGUCAGGAGCCGGGAUGACGCUGGGGUCUACUACUGUGCUGUCAAUGCAUGUGGACAAAUACUGCUUGGAAAUGGGACCAAGAUUGACGACAUCAAUGAUCACGAGAGUUUUUGUGUCCGUGAGAGAACCCUGUCAUGCAUCAUCAUCAUCAUCAUCAUCAUGGGUGUUUAUCUGGUUUUCGCUGUGUUCAUGAUCAAGUUUAGCUCAGGACUUUCACCUCUGUCCAAGGUUCGAGGUGAAGAAAACCUCGAAAUCAAGAGAUCAAAUGAACAGAGAGAUGGUAUCUGGAGUGAAUGUGUGUACUCCAGGGUGAAGCUACACUGA